CCAGUUAGUUAUGAGAAAUUCAGAAAUUUGUUAAAACUACACGCAGAAAGUUGUAGGAACGUCUGACAAUCUAGCAUUCAGCGAGUUCUAGAAGCUGAGGAUAAUGGAAGAUUUAGUAAUUGGUAUUGAUCUUGGUACGACGAAUUGCUGUGUUUCGCUAUAUCGUAAUGGUAACAGCAAGGUACUAGAAAAUGAUAGCGGAGAUCGUCUCACACCAUCUUUUGUGUUCUAUACCAAUCUGGGUGUUCCAACAGUUGGAAAACAUGCCAGGCAACAAGCCGAAUCCAACCCAGAAAAUGGAAUUUAUGUUAUAAAACGACUGAUUGGAAAAAAAUAUGACGAGGCUUCCAUCCAACAUAAACUUAAUAGCCUUCCAUUCCAAAUGGAAUUUAACAGUUCCUACGACCCUAUAAUCGUAAUAAAGCAAGGAAACCAAAUUAUAAAAAAGUCUCCACAAGAAUUAUGUUCGAUUAUUCUCCAAAAGUUAAAAAACGAUGUUGAAAAAAAAAUGGGAGUGGAAGUGAAUAAAGUGAUAAUUACAGUUCCUGCAUACUUUAAUGUUUUACAAAGGGAAGCAACUUUAGCUGCUGCUCAGAGUGCCGGAUUUACCGUGUUAAAGUUGCUCAACGAACCAACUGCUGCUGCUUUGACAUAUUACAAUGAAAAAGACACCAGCGAAACAAAUUAUUCGUUAGUAUAUGAUUUAGGAGGAGGAACAUUUGACGUUGCAAUUCUGAAAAGGAAGGGACACGAUAUUGAAAUUAUCUGUGUAAAUGGAGAUACAAACUUAGGGGGACAAGAUAUUGACAAUUUACUUAUAGAUUAUAUAUCUGAUAAAUUAAGAAAAUCAUAUAAUUUUGAAGCAAAAGAAAAAGAUGAACACUGUAUAUUACGCAAUAAGUGUGAAGAAGCUAAGAAAAGUCUAUCGUUCUUUGAGGAAAUUACAAUAACUUUGAUUGGCCUUGUCGAAAAUCAAAGAAAAGUUGAGAUACACUUGAAACGGGAAGAACUUGAAACAAUUGCUGAUGAUUUGUUCCAAAGAACUAUACAAAUAGUUGACGAGUGUGUAAAAACUUCCAAAAUUCCAAAAAAUUCUAUAGACGAAGUGAUUCUUUCCGGUGGAUCUACGCGCAUACCAAAAAUUCAGACGGUACUUUCUGAUUAUUUUGAAAAAAAAAAAUUAAAUACGUUUGUGAAUCCUGACGAAUGUGUGGCUGAAGGGGCCGCAAUUCAAGCAGCUAUGGUUUCGAAAAACCCAGAGCAAAGUAUUACCAAAAUUCAAAUGAGUGAAGUUAUUCCUUUAUCAAUUGGGACUGGAGAUCAAGUAGGCCGAAUGCGUUUUUUGAUCAACAGAAAUACGCCUAUACCAGCGUUCGGUACAGUUACAUUAAAUACAGCUAAACGUAAUCAAACAAGUGCGUUGAUUAACGUAUAUGAAGGUGAACGUACAAAUGUGCAAGACAAUCGAUUUUUGGGUAAAAUGACCAUAGAGAACUUGACACCGGCGCCUCCACGCCAUUGCACUGUAAAUAUUUCUGUAAAUGUUGACGAGAACGGCAUUUUAAGGGUCAGUGCACAGGAAGUAAAACAGCACGGAGAAAACAGUAAAGAAAUUAAAAUAAAUUAUGUCAGAGGAAACAGAAGUCAGGGUGAAAUUAAAAACACCUUAACUGACGCAGAAGAAUGCAAGGAUAAAGACGAAUGCUUUAUUAGAUUUGCCGAAAAGAAACGUUAUUUAAUCAAUUACUGUGAAAGUUAUUUGUACAAUUUAAUUGCUAAAAAUAUUAUCGACAAAUACCGUAACAUUUACGAAUCAUGCAAAGAAACUAAAAAAAAGGUGAAAUUACUGAACCUUGAGGAGGAAAACGUCAUCGAAAAGCUGAUAAUAAACACCCGAAUGCAGUGUGAAGAAAUAGCUAAAGAGCAUAAUUUUGAGUUUAUGCCGAAAUCUAUCAAUGUUACCACCGACUUGUCGGACGAUUUUCUUCGUAAUCUUAACCUCAACAACUAAAACAUAAAGCUUAUUGUAUGUUUUUUUAUAUCACGAACACAAAUUCGAUGCAGUACCAGUAACAAGGUAGUUUGUUUGUACCGAAUUCAAGUAUAGCUCCAUAUAACAAGAAGAGACAAGUUAAGUUUAUUGGUUUAAUAAACUUGUUUUUAAAAAGAACUUUUCUUUUAUUCACAAAUAUU
Messenger RNA from Zophobas morio, 2193 nucleotides. Its product is annotated as heat shock 70 kDa protein-like. Bases 104 to 2011 code for a protein of 635 amino acids. Gene Ontology annotation, cellular component: plasma membrane; nucleus; cytoplasm. The record is from RefSeq and is a predicted model, not a curated record. Gene Ontology annotation, molecular function: ATP binding; ATP-dependent protein folding chaperone. The transcript has 3 exons. NCBI's taxonomy places the organism in Eukaryota, Metazoa, Arthropoda, Insecta, Coleoptera, Tenebrionidae.